Messenger RNA from Prorocentrum cordatum, 1129 nucleotides. NCBI's taxonomy places the organism in Eukaryota, Dinophyceae, Prorocentrales, Prorocentraceae. The record is from the annotation of a GenBank genome assembly.
GCCGCUCGUGCUCGGAGGAGGCCAAGCUGGACCUGCGGGUGCUGUACCUUCGCAGGGUGCACCACUUCUGCUUCUACGCGGCCGAGUGGUGCCCCGACGAGUGGGAGCUGCGCGAGCGCUGCGGCACGGGCAUGGUCCGCACCGCGGUCGAGGAAGAUGCUGGAGCAGUGAAGCCUGGCCCAUGGACCGACGCUCACGAGAAGAGGCUCGCCGCGUUCCUCGAAACGAGCGGGCUGAAGCAGCCUAUCCCGAUGAGCAGUGACGAGCAGGUGACGUUGAAGGAGAAGUCAACUGAGCUCCUUGAAGAGAAGACCAAGCAGAUCGCCGAGGGCAAGUAUCAGUGCACGGCGUGCAGCAAGCUUUUCCGUGGACCAGAAUUUGUCCACAAGCAUCUCCGCAAAAUACACACGGACCUCUUCGAGGCCAUGCAGAAAGAUAUCUACGCAGAGGCUGCGCGCAAGGCCUUCCUUGCAAACCCCAUCCGCUCGGCUGGGAUGCAGCAGCGGACGGUUGCGUAGAAACCUGCACGCGUUGGAGUUCAGAAGGUAGCAAGCAGGGAGCUGCACAAUUCACGAGCUCACAUUUUUGUUCUCGACAGGGUCGUCGAUGCUCUCGAGGCCAGGCGAGGUUGCAGCACGCUUGGAUCAUUAUAUUGCUGCGCACUCGCCAGGGAUGGCAACAGCCAGGCUCGCAUUUCCCCAACUCGCCUCCUCGCCCUAAUCGGGGGUGCUGAUCCCUCCUGGUGUUCUGCAGUGCCCAGCCCGCGACCCUCGAUCCUUACGAAUUCGCCUCGGCGCUUUUGUCGAAGGUGCAGCGAGAUGCCAGGGGGGGCAGGAUGCAGACGGCUGCCCCCUGGCAGCAUGUGUGGGGUAAUUGUGCUGCCAGGGCACCAGGUCUUCCUCAUCCCCUCCCUCCUCGCACUUCGCCUUCUCCCUCACGGUCGUUGCCACCGCCUCGCCUCCUUCCUCAUUCCUCUUCUCGUAGGGCACAACAUGGGCGCCGCCCGCCUUGUGCUGGCACACUAGGUGCCGAGGUCUUGGACCGGCAAUGUGGGAGUUGCCUGUCCGUCAGGCCACCGGGCUCCGCGUUUCAGAAAAGGGCGCGCCCCCUGCAAAAGGGCGAAGGGGAA